Molecule: messenger RNA, 345 nt
Organism: Arabis nemorensis
Lineage: Eukaryota; Viridiplantae; Streptophyta; Magnoliopsida; Brassicales; Brassicaceae
Source: the annotation of a GenBank genome assembly
AUGGACUCAGACAAGACAAGAAGACAAUAUGAUAUAGAUACCCGAGUGAAUCCAGUUAAGGUCUUUAUCGCCAUUGCCAUUAUCCGUGGUGACGGUCUCUACAAUCUUGUCAAGAUCAUCGCUGUCAGUGUGGAGGAAAUAUGCACCAAUAGCUCGCGACAACUCAAUCUACCCAUUGUUGCCAACGUUGUAGAUGACAGCGAAGCCGUUGAGGUAUUGCUGGUAAAGAAGAGAAGAGAUGAAGUAUUCAUGAAGGAUCGUAUACCCCUUGGAUUUGCGUUUCUGGUUAUGCAUGACAAAGUACCAUUUCAACGGUGGAAAUAUAAUUGGGAUUACUGCGGUUGA